This is a messenger RNA of Trypanosoma theileri, 1986 nucleotides long. RefSeq names its product exportin 1. The coding region runs from base 1 to 1986 and encodes 661 amino acids. Lineage: Eukaryota; Euglenozoa; Kinetoplastea; Trypanosomatida; Trypanosomatidae. The transcript has a single exon. The record is from RefSeq and is a predicted model, not a curated record.
AUGCGAGAAAAUGUGGAGUGUAGUUACGGGGAACUCUACAGUCUUAUUAGGGAUAUACAAGACGAUAGCGGAGUUCUUCAUGAACAGUUUCUGCCUCACUUCACUGCAUUGAGGGAGAGGGUGUGGUCCGUACCGCUUGUGUUCAUAUAUGGUCGAGGUACAUUGCCUUCUUCUAUACAUCCCUGGCGACUUUGCGAGGUGAGUCGAUUCUACUUCCCAGUUUAUAAUCGUCUCAAACAGGAGGGGAGUGCAGUAACUGGAAUAAUAUCAGACAGACACCCCCACACCGUCGUAGAUGAAGAACAAGAAGUCUCUGAUUCCUCUAGUGAAGAUGUUGCAAUAAUGGCAUCACGUUUAGAACUUGUUGGGACUGUAUUUUCUAUCGAAGUGUACCAAGUUGUUGCCAGAAAUGAAACAGGGUUGCAAAGCUCCCUAAAGCUUGAACAGUACAAUCAACCACUUAGCUCAUCCAUACUUCGUAUUAUUACAAACGAAGCUGGAAUUCCAGUUGAUGAAGAAAUAGCAGCACAACGUAUUUUACAAAGUUCGAAGGAUCAGUUACAAGAUAUUUUUUUCAAAACCUUUACUCCAUUGCUUGGUGCUACAUUUAAUCAGUUUGAGAAAAAAUGGUGUGACUGUGUGACUGGUACACUCUCACAUAGUGAUUUGGAGAGUGGUGGGGUAUCUUCUAAAACACGUAGUUGUAAUGAUGUGAAUGAAGAGGCAUCCCUUGUCUCACCGAAUGUUCCCUUAGAGCCCCCUCGGCAUGACGUUGAUUCUACUGUCGCUUCGGAUGCAAGAAAUAUUCGGGACCCUCUUUAUGACUCAAAUUUUCUUGAUCAAAGAAACGAAUCUUGUGUAUGUAAUAACUCUUCCAUUUCUUCAGGGACAACUUCCACAUCUACAGAUUUAUCACUUCGUUGGAGUGCACUUCUUUUCCUUUUUGAACAAGAGGAACGCUACCGUUUUGACGUUGUAGGCGCCUGGGCACGCUGGACCGAUGGAUGGGAUGAGGUUAGUCGCUUUGCUGUGGUGAACUCUAUAGAUGAUAUCAUAUCUUCCCUCGGCGGUUCACGCGAAGCGGCGCAUGUUUCCACUGCAUAUCUUGAUGUUUUUCUCUGUCGUUCACAGAAUGUGGUUCGUGACUCUACAUAUUUCAGUGGGGUUCUUCUUGCUUGUGCCAUGUUAGGUUGUAAACAAGUAGAUCGUUUCUUUCCUCCUAUUAAAUCAUUUCUGCGCUGUCUUCGACCGGAGUCCCGUAUUACAGAAAUGGACUUUCUUCGUUACGAGAUGCACGUACUUGAGACCCUGGAUUUUCGCCUCCAGCCCGUUACAACAUUAGAGAUUGUCGAAAUGUUGCUGCACCUCUGUAGUGGACCGGCUAUUCAGCGCACCAUGGAGGCCGUUCAGCGCCGCAGUGCUCUCAAGCGAUGGGAAUGCCCUCUCUCUACUACUACUACCACUAACACCACCACAACUUUUCUCCCCUAUAGUAGUAAUAGUAAUAGUGAUGGUAGUGGACCGGAGGGGGGCGUGGAGGGGCUGCGGUGGGCGGACGUCCAGCGGGUGUCGCGGCUUCUCGCCGACGUGAUGCUCCGCGAGUCGCGAGCGUCCGCCCACCGCCCGCCGGCCCUCGCGCUCGCGAUUGUCGCCGCCGCCGCCGCCGCCGCCCACUGGACGCUCCCCGCGUCUCUUCGCGCUCUUCUCCCGCAGAACUCCACAACAGACACACACCACAAUGUUAAUAAUGACAGUAGUUGUAGCAGCGGGAUUGAAAGUGGCUUUGAACCGGAUGCAGAGAGCAGCGAAUUGCUGCGGCGCUACGCCGACGCCCUGCGCACUCACGGAGUUGUACCGCUCCUGCCAGCUGCCAUUGAACUCGUGCAGGAGUGGUGUAACGCAACAACGCGGCGUCCACUCGACGGGGUACUCCGGCGACGGUACAAUAUUAACGGCGGCUCAGACAUAGCUGAAACAACUUGCUAG